Molecule: messenger RNA, 1308 nt
Organism: Orbilia oligospora ATCC 24927
Lineage: Eukaryota; Fungi; Ascomycota; Orbiliomycetes; Orbiliales; Orbiliaceae
Exons: 2
Coding region: 1-1308 (435 amino acids)
Biological process (GO): peptidyl-arginine methylation
Cellular component (GO): cytoplasm; nucleus
Molecular function (GO): protein arginine N5-methyltransferase activity
Source: RefSeq, a predicted model, not a curated record
AUGUCCCUCUCCACAGAAGCCCAGUCGCUCCUGCUGGCCGCCACAGACCACAACCUCCUCCUCCUCCGCUCUCUGCUAAAAUCCCACACUCCAAACGUCCAAGAACCCGCCACCCUCCGAACACCACUCCACCUUGCCAUCGCUUCUUUCGAAACAAAUCCCCUCCCUCUUCCUUCAAACCAAGAAUCUCAUCACACAAACGGAAGCAAUGGAGCUUCAAUUGAAAGAAAAGAAGACGAACUCUCUCUCCCGCCGCUGACAAAGGCUACAAAAACCCUAGAGUUAUUACUCCAAAACGGGGCGAUAUGGAAUUCCUUAGAUAUCAAUAACGAAACUCCAGGGUGUAUUGCUUAUAGACUUGGAUUGAAGGAGUUAUACGAAGUUAUGGUUGAUGCUGGUGUUCGUGCUGAACUAUUAUUUGGAAGGUUGGAUGGGUAUAUGGCUCUCGACGACGAGGAUGACGACGAAGACGACGGCGAAGAAAUGGAUGAAGAUGCCAUAAUAGACAUCUCGACAGAACAGAAUAAAGAUACACAGGAAGGAAUAGAAGAAGAGGAAGCACCGGAAUUAGUAUCAACGGAGCAAACAGCUUUAGAAAAAGCAACAGAGGAAGCUAUACCCGUCACAAGCGAUGUAUACCUCUCCUCCACACUCUCAAUCGAUGACGAUAAAAUCCUCGAUGAAGACAAAAACGGCGUAAUGAUGUCCUGGGAAUCCCACAUAAUGUCCCUAACCGUCCAGCACCUCCUAACACCCGCCAUCCCCACCGGUCCAAAGAUCUUAAACAUAGGCUACGGCAUGGGAAUAAUCGACUCCUACUUCCAAUCCUCCUCCCCUACCCCCUCAUCCCACCAUAUAAUAGAAGCCCACCCUCAAAUCCUUCAAAAGCUAUCAACCUCCCCUCUUUCAAAGAAUCCAAAUGUAACAAUCCACUCCGGAAAAUGGCAAGAAAUCCUUCCCAAGUUGGUAAACGAUGGAGAUGUCACUUUUGACGCUAUUUAUUUCGAUACAUUUGCCGAGGAUUAUUCGCAACUUAAACUGUUUUUUACAGAGUAUGUUAUUGCGUUGUUGAACCCGGAAGGGAAGUUUGGGUUUUUCAACGGUCUUGGGGCAGAUAGACAGAUUGCCUAUGACGUUUAUAAGAAGGUUGUCGAUAUUGAUUUACUUGAAGCUGGGUUGGAGACUGAAUGGAUAGAAGUGGAGGUGGAUAGUAAGAAGAUGGAAGGAGAUGGAGAAUGGAAGGGUGUCAGGAGGAAAUAUUGGGAUCUGGAGAAGUAUUGGCUGCCGGUCAGUCGAUUCAUCGGUUAA